UACGUUGUUUUGGUUUGAGGUUGAUUCUUUUCCCGCGAGAUCUGGGAAGUCUUCGCACCCCCUGACCGCGGUAUACACACAGCACCAGUCAGCUGCAACAGCACCUCCAGACCACCACGACUCGCGUGCAAGAAAAUUCAGCCCACCUAGAAGUUUUAGACAUUUGUCAAAAUGUCUGAAUCUGUGUCCGACUUUCAGGCACAGGUUGCUUCUCUGAUGGACGUUUUGUUGAAGACGGCAGUUAAGGAAAUAACAAAACUUUUUGAAGAACGCUACAAUGCAGGGAGAUGCAUCGCACAGACCGAAACUAAAACAGUGGAAAAGCCCAGAGAGAUUUCACUGUCUGCUGUGCGAGCUCAUUUGGAAAGUUCACUAAAAUCUUCUCGCGGUAAAACGCUAUGUAGUAUCGGUGUGCAAGUGGGAAAAGAAUGGACGCCAGUGCAGACAGAGGCUCCACCCCUCCUGCUGCCCUGCCCCCUUCCUCGGCCGCGGGGCAGCUCACUUCAGGGGGCCCCACAAGAAGAUGCCACAGCCUCUCCAGAGGAAAUGGAGGGGUUGAGCACCUCAGGCUCAAACCACGGCCGCAAGGAGGAAGCCCUGGGAUCCGUGGACCUGCACUGUACCGUUGACCUGCCUUGCACAGCACUGAAAGAUAGGGAUGGGGACUUUGCUGCUAGCAAGGAGAGCAUUGUGUCUGGCAAGCCGCAGCCUGAGCAGUCCAGUGUGGCAGAUGCGCCUAAAGAGUUUGGCAAUGUGUUUAACUACUUGAGAAAGACCUUGGGGUGGUCAGACUCGCAACAGACACCAGACAGCCCAGAGCCGCCCGUACUUGAGAAGGAAGUGCUAGCAGAAACUGACAACAACCCCGCCGCCGCCGCCGUGACCUACGAUGACGGCCUGCCAGACACUCCUACCUCGCUCUCCCUCUCUUCGCCCACGUGCACGAGCCAGUCCGACCAAAGCCUCGCCAGCUCCGGCUCCUCGAGCGACCGGGACCCCGAUCCCGACCCCGCCACACCUGUGCAGGUGGAGGUGCAGGCCUUGCCCGCCCUGCCGGAGGCCAUGCGCUUCCAGCUGGGCGUGGAGCCUCGUGACUGGAAGCUGCUGCAGCCCUGCGCCGUGCAGCUGGUGGACCUGCACCUGCUCACGGGGCCCAGCAGGGGGCACAGCUUCCCGCGCGGCUCCCCGCGGCCCAAGGACCUGCGCCCCCACCAGGGCCUGCACACCGGCCGCCGCCUCUGCUGCUUCUCUGAGUGCGGCGGCGGCGUUUGGCGCGUGGUCGGCUCGGUGAAGGCCAAGGCGAAGACGAAGGCGGCGGGUGGCGGUUCAUCGGGGGCGCUGGCCUGCAAACUCUGCGGCAAGACGUUUGCACGUCGCAAGCUGCUGCGGCGGCACGAGCGGUUCCACGUGGGAGAGCAGCCGUACGUGUGCCACCUGUGCCGCAAGAGGUUCACGCUGCGCAAGAGCCUGCGGCGCCACCUGCGCUUCCACACCGGGGAGAAGCCUCACGGGUGUCCACACUGCAGCAAGUGCUUCCGGCUCAAGGACAGCCUCAAGGCACACAUGCGCUUCCACACGGGAGAACGACCCUUUGCCUGCACGCUCUGCCCAAAGAGCUUCAGGCUGCAGAAGAACCUGGAGGUCCAUACGGCGACUCACUGACAUGGCGUGACUUGAUGCAGGGAUGCCGAAAAGAGGGGGGCGGCAAAAGGGUCACUUGUCCUGGGCCCAGGGUGAAUGGGGGCCCAGAAAUGGGUCCUCAUUACAUUGCAUGUCUUGGUAGAGGGAAGCCCUUCACCUGACUUUGUCCAGGGCCUGGCCAAAGCUGUCAGUGACCCUGCUAGACGUCACGUAACCUGUGACAUACUGACUUGGCACUCACUCACAGAGGGAAGUUUGUUUUGCUGCUGCGUGUGUUCUCCUUUUUGCUUUGUGAGCUACCUACGUUUGUUUCCACUUGAUUCGUUCAAAGGCUGGAGGUGACGGCCGUGACUCGGCUCUGGAGACAGACUGGCACGGACACGUCAAGAGUACAUCUCACUUCCAGCGUGUAAGCACCGUCGUGGUGUUUUGUUGGUUAUCAUUUUCCAGACUGGACAGACUCAUCUGAUGUGUAGACAUGACAAACAAGGUUUACUGUUGAUCAUGGUUGGAUGUAAACUACUAAGAGAAGAACUUUUUAUCUCCAGAUUUUAUUUGUUAUUGUUGUAUUUUGUGUUUUUGAGGAGGUGAUCUCAACCUUAGGGGUUUGACAAGGCCACUCAGUCUCUUGGUCAUUUAAAGUGAUAUUAAUGUAAAAUACAUUACAACACAAUAUGACUGACAGGUGUACAGUCCCCUCCAUAAGUCAAUAGCAAGCCAAAUUUGGUUGCUUGGUUUACCAAUACUCAGUUGGAUUUGUGUUUUGUUUUCAUCCCACUCAACUGUAACUGGUCUUGAUAUUUGAGACGUCAGAGUUAUAAUAACUAUUAAAUGUAGUUUCCUUAUACAUUUAUAUGCUAAUUUUAACCAAAAUAUGCUUUGUAUGCAGUACCCAGGAAGUUAAACUAUUAUAUACAUCAAGAAUCAUUACUCAAUUUUUGACUGGUGAAUGUUGUCAACAUGAAGAAUUUUCAUGUGGCUUACACUGGAGUUUAUUUGGGCCUGUAUUUUUGUUGUUGUUGUUGUUGCUUUUGGAUCUUAAAACGUGCACAAAUGUAAUGUGCUCUUCUAUUAGCCUGGUCUUUUUUUUAUCAGUUUGCAUUCUUUAUGAUUAAAGAUGUCUUUUGUUGACCUUUUAAAUGUUUGCAUUGUUUCAGUUACCAUUGCAAAGGAAUAAAUUGCUCGAUUGCUUAAGAGCUCAUAAAACUUUUAUAUUAAAAUAUUUAUAUAUAGGCUACAUUCAUGGGUUUAAAACAUUUCUCAAUGCAAACACUGAGUGUAAGCUAUGGGGAAGUUUGGAUACAAAGGCAGAAAUAGUUUCCUUUCUUCAAUCGUUCUGACUGAAUAUUCUCCAAUAUUGAGCCAAGCCA
Engraulis encrasicolus (European anchovy) is the source of this 3011-nucleotide messenger RNA. RefSeq lists its product as uncharacterized. NCBI's taxonomy places the organism in Eukaryota, Metazoa, Chordata, Actinopteri, Clupeiformes, Engraulidae. Gene Ontology annotation, molecular function: RNA polymerase II cis-regulatory region sequence-specific DNA binding; DNA-binding transcription factor activity, RNA polymerase II-specific. The transcript has 4 exons. Bases 172 to 1662 code for a protein of 496 amino acids. The record is from RefSeq and is a predicted model, not a curated record. Gene Ontology annotation, biological process: regulation of transcription by RNA polymerase II.